AUGGCACAGUGCAAACUUUUAACUAACCAGAAGAAAGAUUACCUUUUGGGACUGAAGUAUUGCCGAUGUUUAUUAUUAUCAUUAAAGAUGGGUGGGCAUUUUAUGAAGAUCAAACGGAUAGAGGAAAAUAAAAUAACUGCAUCGGAAUUGAUGUCAGUUAGCUUUGCAACUCUUCUUCCAUCGAGAAUAGGUUCAGAGAAACAAGUCGAAUCGCCUCCUAAAGCAAACGUGAUAUCAUUGGAACAACUAGCUGCUCGCAUAAUACGCAGCCUUCUUCGAAAUGUCAUCGAGUUUCGUCAUAAUGGUCCACCCAUACUUGGCCAUAUGGAAGAAGUAGAAGAAGAAGGGGAUGAUGAAGCAAAUACAAGCUGUGAUACAAAUGAAGAUUCUGAUACUUUGAUGAACAAUGCUGAAAUAGAAGAACUUGAUGGAACAAGUAGGGAAAGUGGUGAAAGCGUGUUACAACCUAGAAUUCCAGGUUCACAAGACUGCUCAAUGGCUCGAUUUUUACGUUUAGCCUAUCUGCACUAUUUGAUAAAUCACGCUGAGAUAGGCCACGACAGAUCACAAGUUUCAAAUCAAAAUUCACCUACUGAAGAUACCAACUCAAACAGAACAAAUUCAAAUGAUGUGCAAAAUGAUACAACUGGAGAUGAAGCAUUAGAUGCAGAAACUGGAGGUUCUGACGGGACUGCAACAGAAAACCACAACAGUAAUCCACCUUAUCUACGAAUCGAUUUUUGCCGCUUUUUAAAUGGUGUUAGUAAUACUAUUAUUGGAACCUCUACUGGUUGUGAACAUAGUAACGAGGAUGAAGAUACUCAAAUCAAUGAAAUUCACAAUACAAGUGCAUCUGUAGAUAACGAAUCAACAACUGAUGAACAUGUAAAGAACAAAUCUACACCUCACAAAAAACGAAAGAAAUAUUGUUGGGUUCCCCCAAGCUACACUUACAAAGAAGAAAUGAACGUAUACUUUCUGAAGAAUUACGUUUUGGAAAGCCUUUAAUUCGAUCUGUGAUUACAUUGUGAAGUAGAUUACUUCAAACUUAUUUCAUCCUUUCAUUCAGAUAGAUCCUAUUCACAAAAAUUAGUUAUAAUUUCGUAAGGCAUGUUACCAAGUCUUUAUAAACUAUUUAUUUGUACUACGUAACUCCCUUGUUUUCUCCCAUAAAUCAUCGACAAAUUUUUAAACUUCGUCAUGUUCUCUCAUCUUUUCAUGCAUGAAAAUAAUGUAGUUUAUGGAAAAUUUAUCUUUGAAUAGGAUGAUUAAGGAAAUUAAUUUCAUAUUACAAAUAUACUAUUCAA
Molecule: messenger RNA, 1307 nt
Organism: Schistosoma mattheei
Lineage: Eukaryota; Metazoa; Platyhelminthes; Trematoda; Strigeidida; Schistosomatidae
Source: the annotation of a GenBank genome assembly